AUGGAGUUGGGUGGGAUUCUUGAUGUACUUGACAAGAAAACCAUUUUGGUAACAGUAUUUGUGGAGAAGAUACUUAGAGUUCAACCAAAUGUGAAGAAACUAUAUCUUCUUGUCAGAGCAACCGAUAACAUGUCUGCCUUACAACGCUUCAACACCGAGGUAGUAGCAAAAGACUUGUUUAAAGUCCUGAAAGAGAAGUACCAUACAAAACUGCAAAAUUUUCUCUCUGAAAAGGUUAUUCUUGUUCCGGGGGACAUAACAUGUGAGAACUUGGGAGUAAAAGACUCAUGCCUGAAAGAGGAUAUGUGGAGAGAUGUUGAAGUUGUUGUUAAUUCAGCUGCCUCCACCGACUUUUAUGAAAGAUACGAUGUUUCCCUAGAUCUUAACACAUUCGGCGCUAAAUUCGUUUUGGAUUUCGCGAAGAAAUGUAUCAACAUAAAGCUAUUACUUCAUGUUUCCACAGCCUAUGUCUCCGGUGAGAAGUCAGGGAUGAUACAUGAGACUCCAUGCUACUUGGGACAGAUUCUUGACAUCAAAUACGAGAAAAUGAUCCUCGAAGAUAGACUAAAAGAACUUGAAUAUCACAAUGCUAACGAGGAAGCAAUUAAAAUGGCCAUGAAAGAUUUGGGUACGCAAAGGGCAAAUCAUUGUGGAUGGCCAAAUACAUAUGUUUUUACCAAGGCCUUAGGAGAAAUGGUUCUUCAUCAAUUUAAAGGAGACAUUCCGCUGGUUAUUCUUCGUCCAACCAUCAUCACUAGUACCUACAAAGAACCCUUCCCCGGGUGGAUCGAAGGCAUUAGGACCAUCGAUAGCUUUAUUGUUGGCUAUGGAAAAGGCAGGUUAAAGUGUUUCCCUGCAGAUCCUGAAUGCGUGUAUGAUGUGGUACCUGCUGACAUGGUGGUGAAUGCUAUGAUCGCUGCAAUCAUGGCUAAUACAGAUCAAACUUCUUCUGAAACAAUUUAUCAUAUUGGAUCUUCGGUGUCAAAUCCUUUGAAGUACACCAUAAUACAGAAAUGUACCUACCUGUAUUUUACUCAACAUCCAUGGACUAAAAAAGAUCGGAAAUCAAUCAUAGUUCGCGAGUGUAAAGUGUUGAAAUCAAUGGCAAGCUUCCAUAGAUAUAUCACGCUUCGUUACUUGCUUCCCCUGCAGGUACUAAUAGUUGUGAAUGUAAUACUCUGCCAAGCGUUUGCGGGUACAUGCAAGAAUAUUGAACGAAAGAUCAACUUGGUACUUCGGCUAGUGAAGCUUUACCAACCAUAUCUGUUCUCGACAAGUUUGUACCAUGAUAUAAAUACUGAAAAGUUGCGUAACAUGGUGAGGGAGAGUAAGCAUGAUGAUGUUGCCUUCUACUUCGACCCAAAGAUAAUUGAUUGGGAAGACUACUUCCUGCAUACACACAUUCCUGGAGUGCCAGUUUUUCAUGUUCGCAUUAUUACCAGUUUUGCAUCUGACCUUAAACCAAAGAAAAGAAUUAUUAAAAACUUCCGAAGCAAGGUUAGAGAUGCCCUUCACUUUGCUAUUGAAGCAAAGAUCGUUUAUGUUUAUGUUGCGCCAAUACUCCAGAGGAAAGCUCUAAUUACAACAUCGUAUUUUGUCAGCUCCUCCUUAGAGCAGCUUGGAUUAACCCUGCCUUUGAUUAGAUCAUCCACUUCAUUACAUUGCACGAUAUCAAAGAGCUUAUUCCACCUUCUUCUAAGGGACGCCAUCAUCUCCUACACUGUAAGAACAAAUGGUUCACCGACUCAGGAAAACUAUUGCAGGUUGGGCAAAACAAAGCUUGAAGGGCAACACCUCUUUGGAGCAGGUUAUAUGAUUUUUUCUAGUUCCAAGCAUGACUAA
Molecule: messenger RNA, 1842 nt
Organism: Lactuca virosa
Lineage: Eukaryota; Viridiplantae; Streptophyta; Magnoliopsida; Asterales; Asteraceae
Source: the annotation of a GenBank genome assembly